CGAACGGUCAUAGGAACCUCGUCCACACUCCACAGCGCAAGAACAGACGGAUAGCUAUUAACUAGCUAGCAAAAGGACAUUGAAUUUAACACAAUCAGAAAAUAUCUGUUAGGUUUUCUUGUAUGCUGUAGAAGACCUGCCGAAGAUAACCAGGAUGUUGAAGAUACCACAGACCUGGCUGCUGACAGCAAUCGUCUUCUGUCAUGUCAUCGCUUGUCAAGGGAAUACAUCGAAACAACCGCACAUCAUCUUCAUCCUAGCCGACGACCUUGCAAUCAAUGAUGUGAGUUUCCGUAACCCCGAGGUUCGAACCCCAACCAUCGACAGGCUGGCGUCAGAGGGCGUUCUGCUCGACUACAUGUACGCUCAGCCAUCUUGCUCCAUGUCGCGGGCGGCGCUGCUGACUGGACGCUACCCUCACACCAUGGGCAUCGGAAAGGUCUUUGUUAAUCAGGACAACAGGUCAAUACCUGUGGAUAUCAAGUUGCUACCUCAGUAUCUUAAAGACCAAGGGUACAAGACUCACAUGAUUGGCAAGUGGCACGGAGGUAUGUGUGACCGGAUCAUGACACCAACCAGGCGAGGCUUUGACACCUUCUCUGGAUGUCUCUAUGGCAACAACGAACAUUACUUGGACUUCCUCGAUGCACCUUUUGACUUUUGGUCCAAUGAAACACUAGACCAUUCAGUGGCAGGUGAGUAUGACACAGAAGUUCUCACACAGAGGACAGUCGAUGUCAUCGUCAACCACAAAGAGAACGGCUUACAACAACCACUCUUCAUCUACUUGGCUUAUAAGGCCGUGCACAGCCCUUUACAGGCUCCAGACAUCUACAAGCAGAGGUGUCAACAUAUCCAGGACACGCUGCUACAAGAGCGUUGCGCUAUGCUGGUUGCUGUUGACGACGGCGUAAAAAACAUCACCGACACGUUAGAGCGCGAGGGCUACCUGGAUGAACCUCUGCUUCUCAUUUUUAUGAGUGAUAAUGGAGGCGCAACACCAUAUGGGUGA
Messenger RNA from Pomacea canaliculata, 1012 nucleotides. Its product is annotated as arylsulfatase I-like. The transcript is spliced from 5 exons. The coding region runs from base 155 to 1012 and encodes 285 amino acids. The record is from RefSeq and is a predicted model, not a curated record. NCBI's taxonomy places the organism in Eukaryota, Metazoa, Mollusca, Gastropoda, Architaenioglossa, Ampullariidae.